AUGGAGGGGCCCGUAGGGGGCCCCUCUGAGGCAGCCUCUCCUGACAUUGACGCGGAGUACCCAGGGGCUUCCCUGCUGCGUCUCGCUGUGUUCUUGUGGUUCGCCCUUUUCACGGUGACUGUCUUGAUUCGCUAUGCGCUUCUGGCCCAGCAGCAACACCUCCCUGGCACAAUCUCUCCAGGGGGGCCUGCUGCGACUGCUGCUGUUGCUGUAGCGACAGUAACAUCAGCCAAGGACGCCACUCGGAUACAACUCUUCAAAAUCCAUGUAGUGCUCCUUCGCGCCGUUAUUAGAGAAGUGAUAUGUAACUUUUUUGGAAAAUGUUUGGUGACGACUCGCUGGGUUUUGUUCUGGGUGCUGUGGAAGGACAAGGACGGGCUUGAGGUGUACGUACACCGGGAUCGCAUAUCCCUCAAAAGGGCUACGGUACUGCGAAGAAAGACCAUUGUCUUCAUUAGACAUGGGGAGUCCAUAUGGAAUUUGUGUUUUAACCGGGGUGUCUUGACACCAGAGUUUCCUCUUCGUUUGUUUCUCUUGGUGCUGUGCGAACUGCUGCUGCUGUGGGAGUUCGAUUCGGUUCUGCUGGACUCCCCCCUUUCGUCUUUAGGGAUUGAGCAAGCCCUUUCCAUCCGUCAAGUCAUUGCUUCUAUCUUGCAGUCUGACUCGGCAGCAGCAGCAGAGGCAGCAGCAGCAGCAAAUGCAGCGGCUGCUGCCGAUACAUACCCUGAAACGCCAGUAGCAGAGGAGCCGCUAAGGGGCCCCAAACACUUUGGAGCAGCCACUGCUAUGCAGCAUCAGCAGCAAGAUGCAGAGUCAGCACGGGUUGCAGCACUUGCUAAUGCUUUGCCAGACGUGCAGCAGCAAAGAGUUCUCCUUUUGACGUCGAAUCUCAGGCGCGCCUCUUCGACGCUACUCCUGGCUGCCGGAUCUGUGCUUGCUUGUGGGAAGUGUUCAGCACGCGAAACAACUCGCAACCCUGACGGCUUUCCUCUGGCCCCGGCUCUUCGAGUGCCUUCUUUAUCGCGAUUGGAAAUCGCGCUGAUGGGCUGUGGGGGCCCCAUGGGAGGCUUUCCACGUGCAUCAGGGGCCCCCCCACCCCGCACUGCACCCACGCUAGCAGCAGGAGGCGCUGCUGUUUCAUCGGCAGCUGCUUCAGGUGUGGGCUGCGUAGACCCCGGAGGGAACAGGGGGCCCCCCAGUAGCAGCAGCAGACUGUGGAAGCGUCUGCUGCAGUUUGCAGAAGAGGCGAUGGGAGUGCAGGAGGAAACAGUCAUUGCUGUGGGGCACAGCAGGUGGAUCCGUGAAUUCUUUAGGGCCUUUUCGCUGCCGGAGGCAGAUUUGCCCGCUUCCCGUCGGAAGCUCUCGAAUUGCGGCGUACUGUCCCUCAGACUUGCUCAAAUACAGCAUGAAGAAACAGGCUCAGUGGAUUACUGCAUUGAGACGGAAUCUGUGAGACUCUUGCAUGGCAGUUUCUUGUAG
Molecule: messenger RNA, 1479 nt
Organism: Cyclospora cayetanensis
Lineage: Eukaryota; Apicomplexa; Conoidasida; Eucoccidiorida; Eimeriidae
Exons: 7
Coding region: 1-1479 (492 amino acids)
Cellular component (GO): cytosol; cytoplasm
Molecular function (GO): phosphatase activity
Source: RefSeq, a predicted model, not a curated record